AUAACGCGUCCUAGUUCCUAACCGAGGCACUAACGUAAAACGGCACGAAGCGUCCUAGUUCCUAACCGAGGCAAUAACGCAGUCUGUUGUCUUUGGUAUUUUUUUUCAAUCAUUUAAAUAUCAUUGGUCCGCCCAAAACUUCUGUAACAACCAACAGAAAGUCUUUGUCCUUCGUUUUUUAUUUUUUAAACCAAUGACAAUCAACAAAAAUUUUGUAAAUAAGAACAUAUUCGUGAGUGAAGUACGCGACAAGACAAGUGCCUUCCGCCAUUACUGUUUUUAUUGUGCGGUGUGUAAAAUUUAUUAGCGGAAUUAUGUCAAAAUCUUUUAGAAGCAAGCAAAGAGCUAUGGCUCGUAUCAAUGAAUCCCGAUCCCGAUCACGUUCACGAUCCCGUUCACGGUCUGUGACGCCGGCAUCAAGAUCGAGGCGGUGCUUGAUCGAGCAAAUGGUGUCAACGCACCAGCGGAGGGAACCACACGUAGAGGAGAUGCCAAAAAUUUGGAAACCGCCCGUUGUCGUUGAUCAAGCACUAUCUGUUCAGCGAACACCAGGUGGUUCAAAUUAUGUGGACCCCACGGCUUUGGUUCCAAUCUGCCAAACUCCCCGGGGUAGUGUGCGUCGCCAAUUCCCCCUCAAAAUAAAACUGGAGCAGUCAAUGCUCACCUCCGCACUAGAGCGGGUUACGGAAAUGGGCAUUGACGAAGAAGAAGGGAAGGAAUUGUUCGAGCAAAAGUCGACGCACAUUAUGAAGUGGCUGCAAGAUAUCCCGGGGAGUUCAACACAGAUGGAACAGCAGCCUGGACCCAGCCAGCCUAAUAUGCCAUCAAAAAGUGGGGUACCACAUAACAUAUACCAAGAAAAUGUCGGGAGUGAAUUUGACUCCGAAUUCGAUGAUGAAUUCGAAUUGCAGGAAAAUUUGCCAAUAACAGCUGCGGAGGAGCAAGUGCCGUUAUCGGAGGAGAUGAGCCGGGCCUUGGAUGACGCAGCCGAAAAUUUGCCGGGCAUAUCGAGUGAUUUUUCGUGGCAGGCCGAUUAUAAUACCUUUAGCGGUCAUGCUGAGAUAUUUUCUGGUCCAACUCCUGGACCUAUCCAUGACUACGAUGGUCCCUAUGAAGCUUUUACUAGUAUAUUUACUAGUGACUUCAUGGGGACCAUCGUGCGGGAGACCAACCGAUAUGCCCGGCAAACUAUCGAUGCACGUAGGGAAUCAGGGCAAUUAACACCUACAUCUCGUCUAAGUCGGUGGUCUGACACCAACUUAGACGAGAUGUAUGUUUUUAUUGCCCUAUUCAUUUUGAUGGGCAUCGACAUCCGAACGUCACUUCAUGAAUACUGGCUCACGACUGGGAUUCUGCAGCUGCCUUAUUUUAGGCAGCUGAUGUCAUACAAUCGGUACAUUUUGCUAAACAAAUUUCUUCACUUCAUGGACAAUUCUGCUCCGCAGAAUUUGCCGCAAGGGGAAGGGUAUUCACUUUCAGCUAGAGUAGCGAAACUGGCACCUGUAAUAGUCCAUUUAAAUAAGCAGUUCUCGGCUCUGUACAAUUUAAAACAAGAUAUUGCCAUUGACGAGUCUUUGACCUUAUUCAAGGGUCGGUUGUCUUGGAUCCAGGCAAUAAGGUCAAAGGCUGCGCGCUUUGGCAUUAAAUCUUUUGAAUUGUGCGAGUCGAGAACUGGUUAUCUGUACCAGUUCCGAAUAUAUACCGGCAAAAAUCCCGCAGGUAACGAUUUCGUCGCGCCUAGUGAAUACCUUGCUGGAAAAACAACGCAAGUGGUACUUGAUUUGUUAUCAGGCCUUGAAAAUCGAGGGCAUCUUGUCACAAUGGAUAAUUUUUAUAAUUGUCCAGCUUUGACAAGAUACCUUAAGAGUUUAGGGUUUGAUAAUUUAGGCACUUUGCGUCCGAAUCGCAAACAUGUACCAGUGGAGAUCGCGAAGGCUUCGCAGAACGUGCCAAAGGGGACAAUCAUCGCUCGCCAUUCUGGAGACGUUUCAUGUAUUGCAUGGAAGGACUCCAAAAUGGUGAACAUGAUUUCGUCUUAUCACACUGACGAAACUUACGUUGGUCGUAAGGCAGGAAGGGAUCUCGUAAAGCCUGUUGCUGUACGGGAUUACAAUAAUACCAUGGGAGGUGUUGAUCUUAAAGAUCAAAAACUUUCUAUGUAUUUAUUGGAGAGAAAGAGAUGUGUGAAAUGGUAUGUAAAAAUGUUUAAAAGAUUACUAAAUGCAAGUGUGCUAAAUGCAUUUGUUAUGUUAACCGAAUCAUUAAAGCGUCGCGGUUUGCCUUUGUUGUCGCAUCGGAUGUUCCGCACUCAACUAGCCGAAUCUCUCGUGCAGAAACACUGCCAAAGAGCCCCAAGAGAUAUUCAGGUAGAUGAAACUGAACAUCUGAGGCUUCGCAGAGACUUGCUGCAUGUUCCUUUAAUGUUUCGGGGAAACGAAAAUAGAUCGCUUUGCCACAUUUGCUUGAGGAAUGAUAUUAAAAGAAAAGUUAAUUUCAAAUGCAAAACUUGCGAUGAAUUUAUGUGCCUAGGAAGUUGUUGGGAGACUUGGCACUCCGCUGAAGAACUUCCUGGUAGGGUUGUUUUAUCUCGCAAGAGUAGGCGCCGAAAUUAACUUUUGGUUUAAUAUCAUUGAGUGAAUGUGAUGAAUGUUAGCGGGAUUUAAUGCCAUGUUUGCGAUUCGUGGGUAAAGUUAAGACAUUCAUUCGUUGUUUCUUCUCAGCAGUGCGAAAUGCUAGUAGUUGCCAGAUAAUGUCCAUGAAAUGAAGGAAUUUGUUUAGCAGCGUUACCGCUUCUUCUGCACUGACGCCUUGGAAAGGGCAGUAAACUUAGUUUUGAGUAAUUUAUUUGACGUCCACCAAUGUUGUUAAACCAUACGUUUUGACAAUUAUUAAGCGAUAUAUAGUAUCCUAUAGUAAUGAAUAAAAAUUUUGAAUUAGAAUUUUUAAUUUGAGCAGUUUUUAAGAAUAAAUAAAAAGGUUAGCUUUCGUCGUCGACUGUCUAUUCUAAGUUUGGAUAAUUGUGAAGUUGACGUUGUUGAAGAAAAUGCUGCAGUGCAGUUUGUUAUCGCUUCUUCUGCACUGACGCCUUGGAAGCGGCAGUAAACUUAGUUUUAAGUAAUUUAUUUGACGUCAACCAAUGUUGUUAAACCAUACGUUUUGACAAUUAUUAAGCGAUAUAUAGUAUCCUAUAGUAAUGAAUAAAAAUUUUGAAUUUGAAUUUUAAAUUUGAGCAGUUUUUAAGAAUAAAUAAAAAGGUUAGCUUUCAUCGUCGACUGCCUAUUCUAAGUUUGGAUAAUUGUGAAGUUCACGUUGUUGAAGAAAAUGCUGCAGUGCAGUUUGUUAUCGCUUCUUCUGCACUGACGCCUUGGAAGCGGCAGUAAACUUAGUUUUAACUAAUUUAUUUGACGUCAACCAAUGUUGUUAAACCAUACGUUUUGACAAUUAUUAAGUGACUAGCGAGCCGCCCCGGCUUCGCACGGAUGCACAGCCGAUACUAAAUAUAUCUCUAUUAGAACUAACUAAAGGACCGCCCGCACAGCGGCUAACUAAGUCUUGCUCACUUCGCAACAGGCCGUGCAGCAGAAAUCGCGGAUAUUUAUAAGAUCUACAAUUAAUUAAAACAUUGUAUGGUUCUAUCUUUUGUAGUUUAGGCAGCGUACGCAAAAUAAGUAACUUUUUGGUUGAUUUUUUCAGUUUGUGUCCGAAAAAUCCAAAUAUAUUACGGAACCCUAUUUUUUUUCCAAAAUAAAAUAUAGUCUAUGUUACUCGUGGAUAAUGUAGCUUUCGAAUGGUGAAAGAAUUUUUAAAAUCGGUCCAGUAGUUUUUGAGCCUAUUCAUUACAACCAAACAAACAAACAAACAAAGUUUUCCUCUUUAUAAUAGAUAUGAAGUAUACUAUAAUAAUGAAUAAAAAAUUUGAAUUUGACUUGCUAAUAGUUUGUAGCUUUGAUAAUAUUAUAUAAUGAAAUUUUUUUAAUAGUGAAUAUGUGCCUGUAAAGGUCUUAUUUCUGAAUAAAUGCUUUGACAUUUGACCAGGGUUCUCAAGUGAUCUGUAUUUUUCAUUAAAAAAAAUGUGGAAUGGCUAUAAUGUGUAUUAUUAAAUAAUUAAAAUUAUCAUUAUCCCCUGAUUUAUUUAUUUAUUUAAAACACUAUUGCACAAAUUAACAAAAAAAUAUGUACAAAAGUGGACUUCAUGCCAUAUGGCAUUCUCUACUGACUAGUCUGAUGACUGACUAACCAUCAGACCAAACUGUGAUAGCAGAAUGGUGCGAUAAAGCGCAAAUGAUCUAUUACUAGCUGCGCCCCUGGGCUUUGGUCCCGUGAGAAUUUCGGGAUAAAAAUUAACCUAUAUUUCCAGGUAAUAAUUCUACCUAUGUAUUAAAUUUCAUCAAACUCCAUCCAGUAGAUUUUACGUGAAAAAGUAACAAACAUCCAUCCUUACGAAGUUGCAUUUAUAAUAUUAUAUUAGUAGGAAGUAGGAUGGAUCUGGAAUAUAAGAAUAUCCAAGAGGAUGUUGUUAUAUAAAUGUAAGUAGUAUCUAUCUAUCGCUACACAAAUCUCAAACUCACGUUCGAUCUAUGUGAUUUGUUCUUUUUUUUAUUAUAGCUGUAGCCCACGGCUCCGCCCGUGGUAAAAAAGUAGCUCCUGAAGGUUUAAUCUGUCUCUGUGACAAUUUCAUUAAAAUCUGUGCAGUAGUUUCUGGGUUUAUUCAUUAUAAACAAAAAAAAAAACAAAUCUAUCGCGGAGAAGCAAUA
Amyelois transitella is the source of this 4754-nucleotide messenger RNA. RefSeq names its product piggyBac transposable element-derived protein 4-like. The coding region runs from base 315 to 2612 and encodes 765 amino acids. The transcript is spliced from 4 exons. The record is from RefSeq and is a predicted model, not a curated record. NCBI's taxonomy places the organism in Eukaryota, Metazoa, Arthropoda, Insecta, Lepidoptera, Pyralidae.